Notolabrus celidotus (New Zealand spotty) is the source of this 1677-nucleotide messenger RNA. Its product is annotated as photoreceptor-specific nuclear receptor-like. Gene Ontology annotation, biological process: cell differentiation; negative regulation of transcription by RNA polymerase II; anatomical structure development. The transcript has 8 exons. The record is from RefSeq and is a predicted model, not a curated record. The coding region runs from base 1 to 1296 and encodes 431 amino acids. Gene Ontology annotation, molecular function: RNA polymerase II cis-regulatory region sequence-specific DNA binding; zinc ion binding; nuclear receptor activity. NCBI's taxonomy places the organism in Eukaryota, Metazoa, Chordata, Actinopteri, Labriformes, Labridae.
AUGAUGGAGGAUCACCUGUCCAAGAUCCCCAUGAUGUUGUCCUCUUCCCCCGCUGAGUCCUUGGUGAGCGGCGGCACAGAUGACAGCAGAGGAGCCAAGAGUCCAGUCCCUGGGAAAGCUCUGAGUCCGGCUCUGGUCUGCAAAGUAUGCGGAGACACCAGCAGUGGGAAACACUACGGCAUCUACGCCUGCAACGGCUGCAGUGGCUUCUUCAAACGCAGCGUGAGGAGGAGGCUCAUUUACAGGUGUCAGGCAGGUACAGGAAUGUGUCCUGUGGACAAAGCUCACCGUAACCAGUGUCAGGCGUGUCGGCUGAAGAAGUGUCUACAGGCCGGCAUGAAUAAAGACGCCGUGCAGAACGAGCGUCAGCCCCGCAGCACAGCUCAGGUCCGUCUGGACUCCAUUGACGUGGACCCCGAGAAGGAGCACCUUGCAACCACACGAGAGCCUACCUCAUCAUCCUCGUCUUCCUCCUCCUCGUCCAGCAGCUCUGUCAUCACGUGGCCCCACAUCAGCUCUUCCAUAUCCAUCACCUCCUCUGUGGCCCCCCAUCGCAGCAUCAGCCCCCAGAACAACCACCGCUUCAUGGCCAGCCUCAUGACGGCUGAGACCUGCGCCAAGCUGGAGCCUGAAGACGUUGAUGAGAACAUUGACGUCACGAGUAACGAGCCUGAGCGCGAGUCCUCGGAGUACCACAUGGCCCUGUACCCGUCCAGCUCCGAGAACGUGUACGAGACCUCGGCCAGGCUGCUCUUCAUGUCGGUGAAGUGGGCCAAAAACCUGCCCGUGUUUUCCAACCUGCCCUUCAGAGACCAGGUGAUUCUACUGGAGGAGGCGUGGAGCGAGCUCUUCCUGCUCUGUGCUGUUCAGUGGUCUCUUCCUCUGGACAGCUGUCCGCUGCUCUCUCUGCCCGACCUCUGCCCCGGUGUGCAGGGCAAAACCAGCUACACCAGCCUGGACCUGCGCCUCCUGCAGGAGGUCUUCAGCCGCUUCAAGGCCCUCGCAGUCGACCCCACUGAGUUUGCCUGCCUCAAGGCCAUUGUGCUCUUCAAGCCAGAGACUCGGGGGUUGAAGGAUCCAGAACAGGUGGAGAACUUGCAGGACCAGUCUCAGAUGAUGCUGGGACAACACAUCCGCUCACACUACCCUAAUCAACCAGCCAGGUUUGGAAAGCUGCUCCUUCUUCUCCCCUCUCUGCGUUUUGUGAAUUCAGAGCGGAUAGAGCUUCUGUUUUUCCACCGGACCAUCGGUAACACGCCCAUGGAGAAGCUGCUGUGCGACAUGUUCAAGAAUUAAAGAACCCAUGCAGUCAUCAUUUACCUCCAGGUUUAAUGGGAGGACGUUCGAUGGAUAUUUGCUUCUUAUUUCUGUUUACAUAUCAGAGAUUCUGUUAUUUUUUAAAGCCACUUUAAUGUUUGUUUGUGAAUGAAAAUGCAACUCAGUUCUCAUCAUCAUGCUUGCCGUCUGUUUGUGUCAUAUUUAGACUUUGAUUUGUGUCUGAAGUGACUCACAAGCACAUCUCAGUCUCUAGUGUAUCAUUGUUUUGGUGUUUUUUCUUUGAACACAAUUCAGAUUUUCAUUUGUUGCAGAUAGAUGGACUGUGAGUCCCUGCUGUCAUUAAUGUGACUGUUAUUUUCAUGUUUUCAUGCCUUGAUAAAGUAAAAAAUAUCAUAUAAA